GAAAACCCUGUACUUACACUCACUCAUUCGCUCGCUUUCUCUGCGCUCUUCUUAAUGGCGACGAUACAGAAGAAUUAGGGUUUUUUAAGUAAGGAAGAGAAUAUUAGGAAUUCUAUUAGAUUGCUCAAAAGAUGUAUUCGUUAACGGUGAAACCCUCCUUUCUACCUCAAGCUGCUUCUUCUUCUUCUUUUUCUUCUUCUCCUUCGUUUUCUGCUUCAUAUUUCUCGCCUCGUUCCUGCUCUUCAAUUUGCUUCCCGAUAGGGACUAAGUACAGAGGAUGCAGGAGACUCGCUUUGAGGAUUCACGCUUAUGAUUCUUCCAAGAACGACACUUCCAAUGCCUCCAGCGACUCCAAGCCCCCCAAUGGCUCUUUGCCAAAAACCCGGAGAGACAUCCUAUUGGAGUAUGUUAAAAAUGUGCAGCCUGAAUUUAUGGAGUUGUUUGUAAAGAGAGCACCCCAGCAGGUAGUUGAUGCAAUGCGCCAAACAGUGACAAAUAUGAUUGGAACACUUCCACCACAAUUUUUUACAGUUACAGUCACCACUGUUGCUGAAAACCUUGCUCAACUAAUGUACAGUGUCAUGAUGACUGGGUAUAUGUUUAAAAAUGCACAAUACCGAUUAGAACUGCAACAAAGCUUGGAGCAGGUUGCUCUUCCCGAAGUUCAAGACAAAAAGGAUGUGCCAGAUUAUGCCCCUGGUACACAGAAGAAUUUGUCAGGUGAAGUUAUUAGGUGGAAUAAUGUCUCUGGUCCUGAGAGAAUUGAUGCUAUAAAGUACAUAGAAUUGCUUGAAGCUGAGAUUGAGGAACUGAAUCGUCAAGUUGGUAGAAAGUCGGCAAAUGGGCAGAAUGAAUUGUUGGAAUAUCUCAAAUCUCUUGAGCCCCAAAAUCUGAAGGAUUUGACAAGUAGUGCUGGAGAGGAUGUUGUCCUCGCAAUGAAUACAUUCAUAAAGCGCCUUAUGGCUGUUUCGGAUCCCAACCAAAUGAAGACAAGUGUGACGGAGACUAGUGCGCCGGAACUUGCCAAGCUUAUUUAUUGGCUAAUGGUGGUUGGGUACAGCAUUCGGAACAUCGAAGUCCGUUUUGAUAUGGAACGAGUGCUUGGGACUCCCCCAAAGCUUGCGGAACUACCUCCUGGAGAAAAUGUUUAAAGCACCACCCAUCGAAUUGCAAAGAACGUUAGUUAUGGUGAUGUCGGAACGGUGUUCUUUUCACUGGAACUACUAUUAUUUGAAAACGAUGCUGAAAUCUCAAUCCGUGGAUGAUCCACUAAUUGGUUAGGAAGGCAAAAAUAUUCACUUGCCACAGGAGUAGUUGAAAAUUAUUGAUGACAUAAAUUGUCGAAGCUAAGAUAUAUUUUUAGACA
Juglans regia (Persian walnut) is the source of this 1366-nucleotide messenger RNA. RefSeq lists its product as uncharacterized. The coding region runs from base 132 to 1151 and encodes 339 amino acids. The record is from RefSeq and is a predicted model, not a curated record. Lineage: Eukaryota; Viridiplantae; Streptophyta; Magnoliopsida; Fagales; Juglandaceae. The transcript is spliced from 7 exons.